CACUGCAGCCUCCUCCUGCCUCCCAUUUCUCCAUCCCUGCAGCACAGCUUUCCUUGGCAGGAUCUCCUUGCUCUCCACACCUCCCGGACAGGAAGGAAGUUUUUUGUCUUUUCCUGCUCCAGCACACGAGUGAGGUGCCCACAGAGCAGAGCUCCGAGGAUUUAUUUCUGCAGCUAGGAUCAGCAAAGGAAAUCAUUGUUCUCAUCACUGCUGGUGCUGCUGGUAGGAACAUGGAAUGAUUCAGAGCUCAUCUUUACUCUUGUGGCUCCCCAAGAAUGGAGCUGCAGCCGUUUAUCCCCAGAAAAGCUCUUUUCCAGUAUCUGCACUUGCAGCAGGCAGCACAAAGGCUCAGUCCCAGAUCCGACAGCAUGACUGAUGCAAGCUGUCAGCCAAUAUUUGACUUUCCAGUGCAAGGCACUUAUUUCACAGGCACCUGCUCCCAGCCUCGUGCAGGCUCCUUAAAGACAUCCCUGCUCUUUCUGAGGAGUUUCACCCCAUUAUCCAGUGGAGCUGGAAAAUCCUGAAUCUCCUUAGGGAAGGACACAGCAAAGCAGCAUAAUUGGCAAGGAUGACCAAGCUGCAGAACUUCACUUGGGCAGUGGAAGAUAUUUUCAAGGAAACCUUCCUCAAUUACAUGAACAGCUGGAGGAGGAACAUGACAGAAGCAACGGACAAACUGCAGGCUGAGGUGGCUGCUGAAAACUUUGACUACGUUAUCCUGUACCUGAUGGUGAUGAUUGGGAUGUUCUCCUUCAUCAUCGUGGCCAUCCUGGUGAGCACUGUGAAAUCCAAGAGGAGGGAGCACUCCAAUGAUCCCUACCACCAGUACAUCGUGGAGGACUGGGGGGAGAAGUACAAGAACCAGGUGCUGAACCCAGAAGAUCUCAAGUGUGUGGUCCAUGAAAACCUGGGGGCAAGGGAUAAAACAAGCCCAGAGUCCCCCUGACUUUCUGGGAACGCCAGCAGUGAGGGAUUCGUGGAGCCACACAGAGGGAACUCACUGGAAUUCCAAAGAGCUGUGCAAGUGUUGAUUCAAUUUACACACAGGUCAAUGGACAAUGGAGUCCUGAGGAAA
Molecule: messenger RNA, 1075 nt
Organism: Zonotrichia leucophrys gambelii
Lineage: Eukaryota; Metazoa; Chordata; Aves; Passeriformes; Passerellidae
Gene: KCNE2
Product: potassium voltage-gated channel subfamily E regulatory subunit 2
Exons: 6
Coding region: 569-946 (125 amino acids)
Biological process (GO): potassium ion export across plasma membrane; regulation of heart rate by cardiac conduction; negative regulation of delayed rectifier potassium channel activity
Cellular component (GO): membrane
Molecular function (GO): potassium channel regulator activity; transmembrane transporter binding; delayed rectifier potassium channel activity
Source: RefSeq, a predicted model, not a curated record